Molecule: messenger RNA, 4843 nt
Organism: Pelodiscus sinensis (Chinese soft-shelled turtle)
Lineage: Eukaryota; Metazoa; Chordata; Testudines; Trionychidae
Source: RefSeq, a predicted model, not a curated record
UGCAAAGAUAUUAUUUAUUUGUAUUGCGGUAGGUACUAAUAGGCCACAGAUCAGAUCAGAGCCCUUUGGAGCUGGGUGUUUUACAUGUGUAUAGUAUGAGACAGUUCCUGCCUCAAAGAGCUUACACUCUAAAAAGAGAAUGGGAGGGGAAACGGAGUCAGUAAACACUAAAGUGAUUUCCAUAAGGUCACGCAGUACAUCAGUUGUAGAACCCAGCUCUUCAGAGUCCCCCUCCAAUACAUUGGACUAAUAUUUUAGGGAGCAUUUCUGUCCACCCAAAGGAUGUAAUCUCAGAUGGUGCUGAUUUAAUGGUGUUCCAAAACAGGGACAGGGAAAUCAACCCAGUCUUCCCUGGUGUUUAAAUUUGAAUAUGGGAACCCCCUCCACUACCUCCCUAUUUGAUGGAAUAAAAUGUUCUCUUUUAUCUUGUGUCUCUAUGGUAGCUACGUUUUCUCCCAUCAUCUCUGGUCUCCUCUUUUCUCUCUCAUCUUACAUCUGAAUUCUGGUCUUUUUUUCUCUCAUGGGGCUUCUGAGAGUGGGUGUGAAUUUCCCAUCGCUAACAGUCUUCCCUUCUCUUCAGCUGAACGAGUUAGUGGUGGGAGAUACCAAUGGGAAACUCUGCGUGUACAAGAAUGACGAUAGCAAACCCUGGACUGUGCGCUCCUGUCAAGGAAUGCUCACCUGUGUCGGUGUUGGGGAUGUGUGUAAUAGAGGAAAGAAUCUGGUUGUUGCUGUGAGUGCCGAGGGCUGGUUUAAUCUCUUUGACCUGACUCCUCCACCCUCAAAGCAUCCAGAUGCUUCUGGCCACCAAGAACCUCCAGUGGCAGAUGAGCAAAAGCUGGUAUUCAGGCAGCACAUUCCUGCCAACACCAAGGUCAUGCUGAUCAAUGACAUUGAUGGAGAUGGGAAGUUUGAGCUGGUGGUGGGUUACACGGACCGAGUGGUACGAGCCUUCCGCUGGGAGGACCAGUCUGAGAGCUCUGACCACAUCUCUGGCCAGCUGGUGCUGCUGAAGAAGUGGCUGCUGGAGGGACAGGUAGACAGCCUCUCUGUGAACCCGGGCCCUGAUGGUGCCCCAGAGAUGAUGGUGUCCCAGCCAGGCUGUGGCUACGCUAUCCUGCUGUGCACCUGGAAGUCAGACCUGCAGCCCCCAGCAGAAGAAGGAGACAGCUCUGCAACCAGCAGGGAGGCCCCAGUUCGGGAUGUCAUCCUUCACCAGACAUCUGGCAGGAUUCACAACAAGAACGUUUCCACUCACUUAGUUGGCAGCAUUGGUCGAGGUUGCACUAAAACAGAUGCUGGCUCAGGCCUCUUUGCGCUCUGCACUCUGGAUGGAACAUUGAAGCUCAUGGAGGGGGCAGAUAAGCUGCUGUGGUCUGUGCAAGUCGAUCACCAGCUCUUUGCUCUGGAAAAACUGGAUGUUACUGGCAAUGGACACGAGGAGGUGAUAGCCUGCGCCUGGGAUGGCCAGACGUACAUCAUCGACCACAAUCGGACUGUGGCCAGGUUCCAAGUGGAUGAGAACGUCAGCGCCUUCUGUGCAGGCCUCUAUGCGUGCAAAGGAGACCACAACAGCCCCUGCCUGGUUUACGUCAGUUUCAAUCAAAAGAUCUACAUCUACUGGGAUGUGCAGCUGGAGAGAAUGGAAUCCACCAACCUCCUGAAGAUACUAGAAACCAACCCAGAAUACAGGGAUCUUCUGCAGCAGCUGGGCGUGGAGGCAGAUGAUGUCUCGGCUGUCAGAGAUCUGAUUCACAAGACCCUGUACUUCCCAGAAAAGCAGCCACAGAACAGCUCUUCCCAACAUCGGGACCCUGCUGGAGCAGACUCCUCCAACCACCCCACCAUUCCUGAAGAUGGUUUAUAAUCAGAGCUGAGCUUUAAUUAGCACCUCUUCUCGCAGUAGUGACUCCGUUGCAUCAAGCUCAGUUUGCAUCUUGCAUCUUUGUCAGUGUAGACUUCCAGUGAGCUGGCAGCAGCAAACACGGCACUGUGUUAGAAAUGAGCUUUCAGAUCAGGAUUGAGGUAAGAUGAGAACAGGGUGCUUGUUUUAUCCAUGCAGGGUGGCAAGUUCAUUGCCCUUUAAAGUAGAGGCAAUGAAGGUCCACUGAGGUAUUCAGCUCUCAGCAGCCAUGUUCUCUGCUGCCCAGACUUGUGUUUGUGUGUGGGGAAGGGCAGGGGGUGGGGAGUAGAGAACAGCAAACUUCAGUCCAGUUCUUGAUAAGUUAUUUGUGCAGUACCUGUGGAGUUGGUCCUCUUGAGUUUCUAGCAGCUUAAGGGGGGAAUCAGCUGGUGGUAGAGAGGGCUUUUGGAUUGUUCUUUUUUUUAUCCCAUCUCCAUAUACAUGAAUUACUAGACAGACCUGGAGCAUUACUCCUGCUUCAGUUCAGACACCUCCCUUGGUCCUAGACCUCCUCUCACAGUAGCAGCCUUUCAUUCCGAGGGGUUGAUCCCAUGCACAGGGCUGAGUUGUCUCCCCGGUACUCAUGAGAGGGAGAUGUGUAGGGACACCUAGGCUUCCCUAGCAACGGUGCUGGCAAAAGCAACCCGAGCUGCCCUUAGUAGGAAUACAAUCAAGAGAAAAUGGAGCUCCCAUUCUGGUCGCUCACAUAAAUGCUAUGGGCCCAGCUAAUCCCUGGGCUGACUCUAUGUUAUUUAUACAGAGCAGUCAAGAAUUGGACAAUACAUUGAAUCCAUUCUAAGCAUUGUUCUAUGAUCAUGACAAGCCUUGCAACCAGCGGUGCCACUGUGCCUCCCAGCCUUGCACAUCUGUAACAGCUGCAGUAGUGCUACUCUGCCUUCCGCCUCUACACACCCGGAACAGCUAGAAAGAGACUCAUGUUGCUUUCUAGCCCUGCAUGUGUAAUACCUAGGAGAAGUGGGCACUGCAAAGCCUGGGACCAUGGAAGUCCAGGUCCAGCACUCUACAUGGUUGGGGGGUAGGGGGCACUGCAGCUUCUGCAGGCGCUACUCUGCUCUCCAGCCCUUGCACAUCUCUGUCUGCUUUACCUCCUUCAGUCCAGCACCACUCUCAGCUCAUUAAGAUGAGAUCAACAGGCAGACCUGCUGCUCUGCAUCCAUUAUCACCUCUCAUCCAUGUGAUGAUUUAUUUAACAUGCAUAAUGGAUGGACCUUUCCUCCCCCUGCCCCACCACAGAGAGAUUUGGAUCCGACUCAGAGGAAAUAUAAUUAAUUCAGUGAUCACUCCUUAGCAAAUGAUAACAUGUAAGGAUCCCACAAGCUGUUGAGCUCCUGCUGCACCAUGUUCUGCAAAACACUCUUCAGCACCUCAAAACACCAAAUUCCCCGCUCAUUUCAGGAGAGUAGAAGUCCCUGCCCGGGGAGAGAUAUAGAAGUGGAACAGACAGAGUUGGGUGAGGUGGGAAGCAUUUGAUCAUUAGACCAUAAUCCUCAACUCCUGGGAGUUAUUUAUGUCCAGAGAUCUCAAAGUGUUUUAGAAAUAAAGGUUCUCCCUAUUUCUCAGCUAUAGAAAGGGAGGCACUGAGAGGUAAAGAUCCCUGCUUCAGGCCACACCGGUGAGUUGGUGACAGAGCUGGGCACAGAAGUAAGUUUUCCUGAUUCCCAAAUCCUGUGCCUUCCCCCAUCCAAUUCUGCUCCACAGCUACAGAGAAAGCAGGUUUUCUCUUCCCCUGUAACCAGUACAGGGGAUAGCAUUAUGGGUAAUUUCUUCAACAGUGCUUAAGGCCUAGAUUAUGAGGAUUAUGUCCCUGAAUAUCUUGUAAGGGCCUAGGCCUAAAUGACCUAGGACCUCAAGUCCCAUUGAUUUUUUUUUUUUUUAACAUUGCCAUUUGUGGAUAGGGAGGGGUUGGAGUUUCAGGAACACUCCUGCACAAACUGAAACUGGGCCUUUAAGAUGUAGAAGCAUCUGUUGAAAAAAAUCAACUAGCCUGUAGGAAACAUUUAGUGAUGAAUGAGAUGAAGCUGUGGGGAUAGUUAUCCAAGGGCUUGUCUUCACUAGAAUAUGCCAUUGAGCAGUGAUCUCAGCUAACACAAUACUGAGUAGGACUUUUCAGGUGCUGUAGACAGGGACCAGCCAUGUUUCACACUGUGCCAGCUGGUGAUGGGUUACUAGUAACCACUUAUCAGGGCUGUGUUUUUAAUUUUGUCAUUUUCUAGUGGAGAUGAAUCCCACUAGAAAACUUGCGAUAGUUAGCAUCUUAUUCUACGUCCAGGCUGCAAGUCAAUUACGGUCUCCAGCCCCAACACAGUCAGGCUUUGCAGAAGACUCAUGGUUAGCAAUUAUCUUCAUUUCUAACACAGCCAAAACUCAGCAUUUCCCACCUGGCUUUUGAGGCUGGGCACUGAACAGCAGUAUAGGUCUGUCUCUGUAAAAAUGAUGGAGAAAGCUCUUGCCACAGGUGUUGGUGUGCUCCCAGGGAACAUUCACCUAACAUUCCUGGAGUGGAAGAAAGUGACAAAAAUAAUCACUUUCCCGUGCUGUACUGCUGGGGAGGGAGGGUCUGAUGCAUGUUUCUCCCUAUGUCUAUAAAGCUUCUAUGUCCCACUGUUAUAAGGAGUGAAAGCAGCGAGACUCCAAUGGAGCUGGAGUCUAAGCAGGUUUUCUACACAGGCUUCCUCUGCCAAUCCUAUGGGACUCUGAUGAAUUUGUGAUGUAGGCACAUAGUUGCCUACACCUCUGCCAAUGCUCCUCUGUCCCUUCCAUUUGGCAUGCAGUUCCGCACAGAAACACACACGCUCCCAGUCUCACAUGUGCUCUUGUGCUCAUUACCGUAACACUUCGUUUGUCUGGGUAUUUUUUACACAUGCGCCAACAUAGAGUGCUUAUGAAAAGAAAAUUAUACACAGAUAUAGUCCUGCAUGG